Diorhabda sublineata is the source of this 689-nucleotide messenger RNA. RefSeq lists its product as uncharacterized. The record is from RefSeq and is a predicted model, not a curated record. NCBI's taxonomy places the organism in Eukaryota, Metazoa, Arthropoda, Insecta, Coleoptera, Chrysomelidae. Gene Ontology annotation, molecular function: odorant binding. The transcript has 7 exons. Bases 150 to 593 code for a protein of 147 amino acids.
AUUAUAUACAAUCUAUUUUUAAUUAACAGUAAAUGUGCUCCGAAGGUGGGACAAUAUAAAUAUGCAUAUAUAUAUAUAAAUUGAUUAGAACUCAAAUAUUGUUUGUGGUAUCUCACAAGAGUGUAUUAAAGUCAAAUAAAAAAUCGACCAUGCAGCCUCCUGUAGCAGUAGGUCUAUUCUUAGUUCUCUUCAUUACUUCAGCUUUUGGAUAUCUAAACCCAAAGAGUUUUGGAAAAACAUUUGUUGUUAUGACAGUACAUGCUCAUCAUUUGUGUCAACUUACUACUGAUGUUUCACAAGAACUGAUAGACGAAGUUCGAGAUGGUAAAUUCCCAGAUAAUGAACCUUCAAUUCAGUAUUACACCCUAUGUCUAUGGUUGGCUGCUAAAGGACUAGACGACCAGCUGAGAAUAAGAAAAGAUUUGAUUCUUCCAUACUUGGAAGAAAUGAACUUAUCUCAAGACGCCAAUGUAUAUAUAACAUGUAAUGAAAACGCUUUGAAAUUAAAUGAAACAAAACCACACAAAAAAAUAUGGGAAAUGCAAAAAUGUAUACAAAAAAACAUCGAUGCGGAGAGAUAUAUAUUUUUCUAAAAGUAAACUAUGAAGAUCAAUUACAAACAAACACAUUCUUUUAAAUUAAUAUGUUUUGUAAAAUAAUUUUUGUAUUAAAUACAAUUCACAAACUAA